ACAAUUUGUAUCAAGAUGUGUGCCAAUCUGCAAAUAUAUAAGAUCCAAUGAGAGCUCUUUCCAGCAAUUUAAGACCCUUUAACUUGUGGAGUUUGAUACAACAAAAAACAUAUCAUCAGCCUUCCAUCAUCCAAGCGUAUGUGAACAUUAUUAUAAACUCUGUCUUAAAUUCACAACCAUAAAGACUAAUAAGUGUACAGAAAAAAAAACUAAACUUCAUCAACCAUCUCUCUCUUCCUCUUCAACAACUUACACAAGAAACAAGUGAAUAACAACAAAGAACGAAAAAAGACAAUGGAAUCAUCAGACAACAAAUACAAGAAAGGAUUAUGGACAGAGGAAGAAGACAAGAUUCUCAUGGACUAUAUAAACGUUCAUGGGAAAGGAAGAUGGAAUCACAUUGCGAAGAAGACGGGCUUGAAAAGGUGUGGGAAAAGCUGUAGGUUAAGGUGGAUGAACUACUUGAGCCCGAAUGUGAAACGAGGCAAUUUCACUGAGGAAGAAGAAGAUCUUAUCAUCAGGCUCCACAAUCUUCUUGGAAACAGGUGGUCACUGAUUGCCAAGCGGGUGCCUGGGCGAACUGACAAUCAAGUAAAGAAUUACUGGAAUACUCAUAUAAGCAAAAAACUGGCUGCUGGUAAACAGCUAAGUGGAAGACGUUUUAACGUCAAAGAUAAAACUGGCAAGAUUGCUGUUUCUAGCUCAACAAAUUCCAUGGGACUCCACAGUUUCAGCUUUAGUUAUGUCAACAAUAGUAUUGCAACCAAGGAAUUUACAGUUGAUGAGGACAUUCAGAUAGCUUCUGAAGUCGCGGACACACAAGAACUGACCUUCUUCAACAGUAGCUAUCCAUACUCUUUCUGGUUUUUUGAUAAUGAACCAGAGCUCAAUAUAAUAGGAAACGACUUCUUGGGUGGCUAUGCUUCUGAUUUUGCUUAGUAUUGUCAUAAACAAUCUUCAUUAGCUAUCUAAGAAAAAUCUCUUCUUCGGUUAUCAUAUAAAAUAAGUGCAGCAAUUUUCAUUAGUUUUCUGGUUGAUAACACAGUGGUCCUCCUGAACACAGCCAUUGUAGUGUUUAGCAAUGAGGGCAAGCUGGCUAGGACAAUUAAAGGCCUUUUCCAAAACGUUUUUCAGGCUUGUUGGUAUAAAUAAAAGCUUAGAGCUGAAUCUUCUGCUGUCUUAAUGUAUCAGUGAAAAAGAGUAGGAUAGCAUUAAAAUCUUGU
This is a messenger RNA of Ricinus communis (castor bean), 1223 nucleotides long. Its product is annotated as transcription factor WER. The coding region runs from base 295 to 939 and encodes 214 amino acids. Lineage: Eukaryota; Viridiplantae; Streptophyta; Magnoliopsida; Malpighiales; Euphorbiaceae. The record is from RefSeq and is a predicted model, not a curated record. The transcript is spliced from 3 exons.